CGUAAAGUGCGAAGUCGAAGAACAGUUUUGUAAUAGAAAUAAAGAUAACAAUAACAAUUGCGCCUAAGCAAAAGCGGGUAAAACAAACAAUGUCGAAGAAAUUAAUACAGCUGAUAUCUGCGGGAGCACGAAAACACCGAGUAUCUGCACCCACCUCAACCAAAGUUUCAUAUUUCUGUUCAAAAUCAAACCCCUUUGGGAAUUUGCAAAAAUACACGUCCAAUUUCUUCCGCGAGGCAAUUGGCAAGCGAGGAGAAGAUGACGAACUGAUCCAAGCGUUGGAAUCAGAGAUCUCUUACGAGCAAUCCAACAGCAAACAUCAUGAAGAGGGUGAUAAGGGCUCAUUAGGCUCCUUUGUUGUGGUCUCGGACCCACCUAACUCCCAAGACGUGGUUUUGCAGAGGUCAUAUGACCGCGAGGAUAUUGCCAUUACCGCAUUGCUGGGCCCCUUCCUGGGAGAGCCUGGAAUCUAUCCCCACAGUGUUUUAAUGAAGCUGUGCAUUACUAAGCCAGGCGAGGCUUCCAUUUUGAGGUUUGAUUGUGGCUUGGAGGGUCGCGGCAAUGACCCUAUUAUUCAUAAGGUUUCCUAUCAUGAUUCAGCACUCUCUUUGCACCCUUCCAAAUACUGUGGUCCGACUUACAGGUGCUUUUUUAUUUGAAUCUAAAAUUUUUUG
Messenger RNA from Cryptomeria japonica (Japanese cedar), 674 nucleotides. RefSeq lists its product as uncharacterized. Gene Ontology annotation, cellular component: mitochondrial matrix. The record is from RefSeq and is a predicted model, not a curated record. Lineage: Eukaryota; Viridiplantae; Streptophyta; Pinopsida; Cupressales; Cupressaceae. The transcript has 2 exons. The coding region runs from base 90 to 659 and encodes 189 amino acids.